AUGUCCGAGUUCUCGUCAAGUAAUUAUGAUGCCAGAAAUUAUUCCGAGGCAAGACCUCGGUAUCCUGCGGAGUAUUUUGAAUAUCUACGUAAUUAUCAUGUGGGGAAGAAAGACCUACUUGUAGACGUUGGAUGCGGGCCUGGCUCCUUUUCACUUGAGUUGAAACGGCACCUUGGAUUUCGUAAUCUGGAAGGUACAGAUCUUUCAGCCAGGAUGAUUGAAAGGGCCAACGCAGAGGUCAGCGGCAGAGGGGCUAGCGAUGCCAGGUUCAGCGUCCAUGCAGCAGAAGACCUUGAUUGGCUAUCUGCAGGAUCAGUGGAUAUGAUAACAGCGGCACAAUGCAGUCACUGGUUAGAUUUCUCAGCAUUCCAGAAAGCUGCAUAUCGCGUUCUGCGGCCUCAGGGAACACUGGCAGUUUGGGGCUACGUUGACCCCAUAAUUGUUGAAUAUCCCGAAACCGAUACUCUUCUAGAGGAGUUUCAAUACGGUGAUUCUUUUCUAGGGCCUUACUGGGAAAAUCCUGGCAGAAACAUACUCCGGACACUUUUGCGAUGCCAAGUCAUUGACAGAAGGAGUUAUAGUAACAUUGCUCAAGCCACCUAUCGGGCUAGAUCCACGGCAAGCUCCUGUGAUUACACACGCCCGCUCGUAAUGGUCAAAAAAAUGUCCCUUUCAGACUUUGAAGGUUAUAUUAAAUCUUGGAGCGCAUACAGCUCGUGGAGAAAUCAGAAUCCAGCGAGCGACGAUCUCUGUAAAGGGUUUCUGGGCAGGUUGCGGCUAAAUACAGGGACCAGUUCAAGUUCGACUUUUACAGUUGCCUGGAAUUCAGUCUACAAGUUCGCCAAAAGGCGAGUUUGA
Lachancea thermotolerans CBS 6340 is the source of this 858-nucleotide messenger RNA. It is a transcript of the gene TMT1, whose product is annotated as trans-aconitate 3-methyltransferase. The transcript has a single exon. Gene Ontology annotation, molecular function: S-adenosylmethionine-dependent methyltransferase activity. The record is from RefSeq and is a predicted model, not a curated record. Lineage: Eukaryota; Fungi; Ascomycota; Saccharomycetes; Saccharomycetales; Saccharomycetaceae. Bases 1 to 858 code for a protein of 285 amino acids.